GCAGCGUCCUGGGCGGGGGGCCAGGCGCCAGGCUGGCCCCCCCUGCAGGAGGCCUGGCAAGGGGCCCUCUCUUGGGGGUGGAGACUGGCCAGGCUGUCCUGGUCUCUGUGGGAGGAGGUCCUGGGGGGUGCCUGGAGCCAGCCUGGGGUCAGGGGUGCAAGAGGCCAUGACGGGGGUCUAACUCAGACCCCUCUCGUGGUUCUAGCUCGCCCCCACCCCCACUAGGGCCCAGGGAGACCUCGGCCCCUCUGAGGUGGGGUGCUGCUCCCAGGAACGCUGGCUGGAGGGGCAUGCCCACUGGGGGUUGAGCUGUGUGUAUCUACCCCCUCCUACCUCCCCACCCCCACCCAACCCCAGAAGUGGGGGCCACAGGGUCCUCCUUCAGAUGAGGAGGUGGAUCCGACAAAGCCACACCCUGCCCGAGACCCCUGGCCUGGACGUGGGGGCCAGGCAGACUCUCCCAAGGCCCGGUGCCUGGGUGGGUGCUGCCCCAUGGGGGCCCGGGCUCGGGGGCACAGGGGUCCUGUGUGUCUCUAGGAGAGAAGUUGGGGGGUGCUGGGAGGUCUCAGAGGCCCUUGGGCCCCGAGACUUGGGUGCUCCCUGCAGGGCGCCCUAAUCUUUAAGCCCUGUCUCCCAAGGCUCCGGGGCUGCCCAUCGGGACAGGGUUCCUGGGCUGCUGAAAUCAGACCGAGGGCCUGGGGUGUCCCUGCCAGGCCAGCUCCCCACGAGGACCCCUCCCAGACUUGCUGACCACCCCUCCCAUAGUCUGCUGGCCUGCCUGGCGGGGGAUGCCUGGGGGUCGGGGGCAGUGGGAGCUGCAGGUGGUCCACAGACCAGCCCCUGGUGGCCCAGGGCCGGCUCUGGCGGCUCAUGGACCAUGGGGGAGGGGAGUGGCCUCCAGGGAGGGGCCCAGCCCAGGAGCUGGGGGACAGGCAGCCUUACACCAGCUCCGGCACCGCCAUACUCAGUCCGUGCCUGAAUUAUUAAGCGGGGCCUGGCAGUUAAUCGCCCGCAGGCCUGUCUGGGGACUGGGCAGAGCGGCUCUCAGGCGCCCUCAAGCUUUGUAUUCAUAGCACGGCUGCCUAGUCCUGCUGAACGCACGCCAAGCUUCAGGGCAGGUACCAGGGCCUGAGGCUGGGAGGGGGGCCCGGCCUGCGGGAUGGCUCCGGGGCCACCGGAAGUCACGGCCGUCCUCAGGUAGGCGGGCCAUCUGGACCCCGUGUUUCAGGGUCUCUCAGGGGGUCACUUGGGGGGAGUUCCAGGGGAUAAAUGGGGGUGACAGACCCCUUAGAGCAAAUGCACGGCCCUUUGAGUGUCUCUGCUUCUGCCUCCAGGAGGACCCCACAGAAGAAGGCGAGAUCUGCUGGCCUGGGUUGGCCUUGACGCCAAGGCCCCCGCAGGUUCCCGGGGUCAGGGGCACAGGACAGGCGGCUCCUCGGCUCCUGCCCCCCAGGGCCCGCGCCCUCAUGAGUGUGGACGAGGACACGGAGGCCCAGGAAAGUGGGCUGAUUGCCCAAGAGCGCCGGGCGCGAGGCUGACCCCACCCAGGCCCCCCUGUGCCCACGCAGGUGUGGGAGGAAGCCCCAGCCCGCCCCGGGACCAGCCAGGGCCCGAACACUGGACCCCGAAGGCCAGCUCAGCACAGACCAGACCAGAACGACUUCUGGGGGGGCGGGGCCGUGCAGGGAGGAGGCCCAGCUGGGUCCUGUCUGUUUCCACCCCUUCCCCUUCCCAGAGCGGGAGCCCCAGAAGGGUUUCAGCCUGUGAGCCCCGCCUCCGCAGACCCACCAGCCAUGGGCUUCGAGCUGUAAACACAAGGUCACAGCCAAGAAAGGGGACUGCAGCUGCCCGGGGGGCGCUGCCCGGCCCGGGCACUCUGGCAGCUGUCUUGGCAGGGAGGGACCACCCACGUGGCGACCCAGACCUCGCCUGGCCCGGCGGCUCCUGGGUGGUGGGUCAGCAGCCUGGCUCAGUGCUCCUGGGUCACCGAGAGCCGAGGCUGCCUUUCCGGGCUCCGAACCCCCCAAGAGCCAGAGGAAAUGUCCUCUUCCCCCUCUGGUCAGGGGUGGGUGACCCCAGAUGACGCCAGGGUGGUGGUGAACAGUUUGGGGUGAUCUUUGGGCAGGAACAGGAAAAAAGGCGUUGACUCAGGGCUAAGAGUCCUGACGGUGGCCCCCUCUGGCUCCAGCUCUGCCAGGGUGACCUGGCCCCCUCCCCAUCCCCGUGGGCCUGAGUCCCUCCAUCUGCGGACCAAGAGGAUGGCACCACCCUGGAAGGUCUGGGGAUGCCCUCCUCAACUCCAAGGAGUUCAGCGGUGGCAGGGGUAUGGGGGAACUAGGUCCGUGCUGCGGGUAAGGGAGGACAGGGUCAGAGUGGGUAAAGAAAAAGCAUGAAAGUGUUAGUCGCUCAGUCGUGUCUGACUCUUGUGACCCCAUGGACUGCAGCCCACCAGGCUCCACUGUCCAUGGAAUUCUCCAGGCAAGAAUACUGGAGUGGGUUGCCAUCUCCUUCUCCAGGGGAUCUUCCCAACCCAGGGAUUGAACACGGCUCCUCCGCACCGCAGGCAGACUCUUUAUCCACUGAGUCGCCAGGGAAGCCCUCUGGGCUUUAGAGUGGGUAACCACACACCUCAAAGCACACAGCACGAGCUUGGUCUCCUGACCCAGCCGUUCUCUGCAUAUUGCAGGAAUAUCUCGGGGCGCCCGUGCAACCAGGGGCCGAGGUCGCUGGGAUCCCUGAUACACGGUCAGACAUACGCCACUGGCCACCUGCCUGCACGGGGUUUUGCCUGGAAACCCAGGAUCUUCCAGGGCUUCCCUAGUGGCUGAGUUGAUAAAGAAUCUGUCUCCAAUGCAGGAGACCUGGGUUCUAUCCCUGGGUCAGGAAGACCCCCCCCAGAGAAGGAAGUGGCAACCCACUCCAGUGUUCUUGCCUAGAAAAUCCCAUGGCCAGAGAAGGCUGGCGGGCUAUAGUUGCAAGCGCCAGAUACGACUUAGUGACUAAACCACCGCCCCCCAGCAAUGUCCUCCAGCAGGAGUGGCCGUGGUCUCCCCGGGCUGGUCCUUAUGGAGUGCAGGGGAAUCUGAGGCCCAAGGAGAGGAGAAAGGCGUGCUCAGGGUCUCAGAAAGUCUGGCUGGACAGGGUCUGUGGGGCUGGGCUCCCCACGGACUGCUUUGGGGUCUGGCCUGGGGCUUGGCUCUCACGUGCAAAGCCUGGCCCCGAGUUCUCCUGCCUGGCUUGUGUCCAAUCCUGGGGGCUGGGGGAGGCCCCUGCAGGCACUGGCCGCUCAGAGAGCAGCGGGGCGAGCAGCCCUUUUGGGAGGGGCACCCGGGGGCUGCCCUUCAGACUACCAGCUCGGCUGGGGAGUGAAGCUGAGCCUGUCGGGGCCAUGGGCACAGGGCGUGGUGGGCACUGGUGUUGGCCAGCCUCACUCUGCCCAGCUGAGACCCGCCACAUGGACCAGCGGCGCCCCCUCCUCUGCCGACUGUGGACCCUCCCGGCCCUGCCAGUCCUCGGCCCCUGCAAACAGGAGCCCAUCUGGGGCUGUGUCCCCGUCUCUCUGAACCUCUUGAGCACCCAUUUCCUCUGUCUGGCCACAGAAGUUCUGACCUUGACCCCCAGCCCUGGUCUGGGAGGACUCAGCUCUGCUCAUGGACUUGACCAGUUCCGUUUCCCAGGCAGGCUUUCAGCUCUGUCUCGGGGCCUGGAGUUCAGGCAGAAUUUCUGGAAGGCCAGGCUGCCCCCGCCCCUGGUCACAUGGGAGCGGUCCCUCCAGAGCUGUGGUCCUGCCCUCCUCCCUGGGGUUGCGCGCAACCUAGACCCAGGCCCGCAGGCUUCAAGCCCCGUUGUCCAGGGGCCGGCGUCCCACAUGACUGCAUGAUCAGAACUGGGGCCUCCCUCCCUGCCAGUCUCGAGCUGCUCCGGGGUCGCUCGGAAGCAGCAGCACCCAGGGGACGGAGGGGUGGGUGGACGGAGGAAGGAAAGGAGAACAGAGCCCCCCCAAAGGGACCCACGCCCACCAUCACCACGGUCACCGCCGGCGUGAGCGUCCCUGGGAAGAGCCCCCGGUGACCAUGGAAGGAGCGGGUCGCCCAGGCAGCCCACCUGCAAGCAGGCCAGGGCCCGCCCUGAAGGACCACUGGACACUGCAUCCCCUGUCCCGCGCCCCCGCUGCGAACAGGCCUCUCUCCCGGCCAGGCCCGGCCCCCGUCAGGAGUGCAGUCCUCGAAGCUGCAUUUCCUGGAGCCAACCCCCCCAGUCAACCCUGCAGGCCUGGGAGGCUCCCCUCCCCCAAACCCCAGGUGCCAUCUUCCGGGUCUCUGGGGGCCUUAGAGAGAAGUGGGUGUCCGCGGCCUGCACCUGCCUCCUUCCUGCCCCGGGAGCUGCUGCUCUCAGCCCAGCAGAGGGCCGGCCCGCAGGCAGAGAGUGUCCACAGCGUGGUCCCCACACCCGCCCGUCUCCCCCGGUGACUGCAGGAGAGAGGGAGCAGGGGCCCUCCCUUGCGUGACGGGGCCGCGCUCACCUGGGUGGGGUUGUGGAGCCUCCAGAAGGCCGCCUGUGCCAGGGCGCAGAACACCAGGGCGAAGCUCAGGAAGGCCUGGGAGGGGGCGGGAGAGGAGGCACCUGAGCCCAGGCCCCGCCGUGGCCUGGCGGCUCCUCCUGCCGAGAGCAGGCCUGUGGCGGCGGGCGGGCACGCUGGCUCCCAGGCCUCUCUAGGCCCUUCUUGGGAGGCCCCCACGGCCGGCUUUGGCUUCCCAGGGCCCCAGGGAGGCAGGCGGUCAGGCCCUGGGAUGAGGGAGAACCCUGCCGUCUGAGCCCGCGGCCGGGAAAGGCACCGACCCCAGAAAGGCCGGGGGACCUUCCCUGAGCCUGAGAUUCAGAUUCAGAACACGUGCCCCCUUUCAAGUGGUCUGGCCCGGAGGGCGGCUCGGGGGUGCAGGCUGCCCUGGAUGUGCUGCGCUUCGUCACUCAGCCAUGUCCGACUCUGACCCCACGGACUGGAGCCCGCCAGGCUCCUCUGUCCAUGGGAUUCUCCAGGCAAGAAUACUGGAGCGGGUUGCCGUGCCCUCCUUCAGGGGAUCUUCCUGACCCGGGGAUCAAACUCGGGUCUCCUGCAUUGCAGGUGGAUUCUUUACCGACUGAGCCAUCAGGGAAUUGCUUGCAUAGGAAGGGCCUUUUCCAAAAGGGACAAGUGGUUUUGCUUGGUUUUCUGAAACAGGCCUCCUGGAGGUUCAGGAGCUGGGGUUCUAACCAAGAGCAUGGCCCGGUGGGCACCCUGAGACGGGGUGACCCCCAGCAGAGGUGCUCCUCUUCCCACCAGCGUGCCCCCCAGGACCCAGGGGGCCCGUCCACCUCCUGCCAAUCCCUGGGCCUCGGGCUCUGGUGGACCCUUUCUCUCACGGGGUUUCUGAAGCUGAUGAUAUUUGUCCCCUCCCCUGAAAAUACACACACGUCCCCAAAGCUCUUUUGUGGGGCAUUUCAGAGGCUCACCCCCGGCUGCCCAGGCCCCUGCGCUGCCCUGGGGACGCACCGUGGUCUGACUGGUCACCUUGCGCUGGGGAUGCUCCCAUUCCGGCCUCGGGCUGAGCCGCCUCCAGGAGCUCUGGAUGGUCAGUCCGCCUGCUGACCACCUGGCCCAGGGGUCUGGGGUCCAGGAUCGCUCCCUCCUGGGAGUGGGACCGUCUGCUGCUGGGCCUGAGUGGCCAGGCUCUUCCAACCCAGGGGCCUUACUGGGGUGACACCAGCGAGUCCAUGGCCAGCAUGGGGUCCAUGGCCAGCAUGGAGGGACACCCCGCUGCAGACACACUGACACUGCCCGGGCUGGACGGGGAUGGAGACUGUUCCUUCUGCUCCACACUUGGUGGGCGUGCGGUGGUGUGUCCACCAGGCUCCAGGAGACAGGGGCCAGCCUGCCGGCUCCCAGACUCCACGCAGGGACAGGGACCUCCAGCUUCGCUCAGGGGCGGGAGGCCCACCAGCUUUCACCCCACGUUUCCUCCUGCCUGCCCAGGGGUCCACCAGGCCUCAGUCUCCAGAUGGCUCUGGGAUGCCUCUUCCUCCUCUCCUCCCCAUCCUCCAUUUCUCUCCCUCCUCCCCUUCCUCCCCCCUUUCCUCUUCCUCAUCCCUCUCUUCCUUCCUCCCCUCCCUCUACUUCCUCCUCCUGCU
Molecule: messenger RNA, 6165 nt
Organism: Cervus elaphus (red deer)
Lineage: Eukaryota; Metazoa; Chordata; Mammalia; Artiodactyla; Cervidae
Exons: 2
Coding region: 2945-3880 (311 amino acids)
Source: RefSeq, a predicted model, not a curated record